CCGGCGACGAAAACCAGAAAAACCAAUAGGUUUGGGGGAAGAGAAACAGAAUGAUAGAAUGUCAGUGGCAACUGUGGCAUCCUGCAACUGUAUACCCUGCAGCACCUGAAAAAUUCAUUGGAUUUGGAGGACAUGUUUCCAAUCCCCUAACAUCCUCUCUUUCUCCCCAUACUUCUCUCUCUUGCACCAAGUUCAAAUCCACCAGCUUCUUAUGCAGCUCCAAACAUUGUUUCAAGUGCUUUUGUGACAAAACUGAAAGCACCCAUGAACCCUCUUCCCAGGGGUUUUCGGCACUGGCAGCAGAUGCUCCAUGGGACAAUGGAACUGUGUGGAGCACUAUGGCUUUCUAUAUGUUCAGUUUGCACAUCCCUCUGAGUUUUGGAGGGUUGUCUGUGGUUGCUCAUCUGUUGCAUGAACCUGUACUUGAUCCACAGACAGAGGCAAUAUCAUUGCUUGGAGCUCAAACUCUAGAGCUCAUUGCGGCUCUGCUGCUUCUGCAGAGUACUGCCAAGCCACAAUACAAGUUUGUGGAUUUCUUCAAAGCUAAAAAACUAUCAAAAGAGAGGAGCUGGCUGUUGGCAUCUGUCGUAGGAUUUGGGUUUCUGUUCAUGUUGGUUUUCCUAACUUCCUUACUUGCUGAUAGAGUCGUUGGCCCCAAGGAUAUAAACAACCCCGUUCUGAAGGAAAUCUUGUUGAGCAGCAACAUCUCACAAGCUGCUUGUGUUCUCGUAUACUGCAUUAUCACUCCCGUGCUGGAAGAAACUGUUUACAGAGGAUUUUUACUGGCGUCAAUUUUGUCCACUACGAAAUGGCAGUCUGCAGUUUUGAUAAGCUCGGCUAUUUUUAGUGCAGCUCACUUAUCUGGUGAGAAUUCCUUACAGUUGUUCAUCAUUGGAUGUGUACUUGGAUGCUCUUAUUGUUGGACUGGAAACUUGAGCUGUCCCAUCUUAAUACAUUCUCUGUACAACGCCAUGACCCUAAUGAUAACAUUCUUGUCCUGAGCUCUCGCUCAAUUUCAUAACCAUUGUAAUUAACUCACUAUAUUUGAGAAUUUCAGUUUCAAGAACAUAAACCGGUACAAAACUCUUCCAAGAUUUUGUUUUCCGUACUCUUUUUCUUCGUCUCUUCAAGAUUUAGCGUUCAA
This is a messenger RNA of Pyrus x bretschneideri (Chinese white pear), 1144 nucleotides long. RefSeq lists its product as uncharacterized. Gene Ontology annotation, molecular function: metalloendopeptidase activity. Gene Ontology annotation, cellular component: membrane. Gene Ontology annotation, biological process: CAAX-box protein processing. The record is from RefSeq and is a predicted model, not a curated record. Bases 51 to 1001 code for a protein of 316 amino acids. The transcript is spliced from 4 exons. NCBI's taxonomy places the organism in Eukaryota, Viridiplantae, Streptophyta, Magnoliopsida, Rosales, Rosaceae.